UGAUCUGAUUCCCCCUCGUUUUGUUCGAAUUCACUCCGCCCAUUUUUCAGUCCUUUCCAUGUCCAUGAUGUAGAAUACAGUUACGUUGCUCGCGUGCAACGAUAACUCGGCUCAUCUAAGUUAACGGGAAAAUAGCCAGAAAAUCAAAUACAAAAACGCGAGGUCGUUUAUAAAUAUUCAUAACGGUUAGUUAGAGAAUAUAACAUGUGUCCCGAUCGAGUUUGCUUCGAUUUUCAAUUUCAAUCGGGUAGACGGUAGAUUGAAAGAGAACGCGAAAGAAUGGUAGAGCCUAGACCUUUGUACUUUCAAGUAGUAGUACAACUCAAUGAGUGGUCAGACCACCUUUCAUAUUUUCAACUUGUACGGUGAAACGAUAAAGCAGGAAACUUAAAAAAUGAUUCGUUUAAUGUUUUAAUAAUAAAAAAUACGUGAACUGAUUAUUCUUCGUUGGCGAUUAAAUAGGCGUAUCUUGGGAUGUUUUGUAUUUAUGUUUAAAUGUUUCCACUUGAUAUGUAUUAGAGUAGUUCGGUUAUAACCGCCAGUCAGUUGUUAUCGCCGACUAUUGUUUGAGAAAGUUUCUCUAGAAUAUUUUAAGUUGGAAACUCUUGCUUUUUUUUCAUCUUAAUAAAGAAACUUGACCAAUGCAAAAUGCAGUCAGAAGUAAAUGACAUAUCAGAAAGAUCGUUACAAAAAGCCAAGGAACAUGACAGGAAUGGAAAUUAUGGGAAGGCUUAUGCAUAUUACACCAUAGUUGCUGAAUUAUGUCCUGCAAAAAGAUCAGAAAUUGAGGAAACAUUUACAGAUAUACUAUGUACAUGGGGGAUUGAGUUGGCAGAAAACAAUAGAUUGUCUGAUGUUGUACGUUGUUAUAAAUAUUCCUUGGAUAUCUAUCCAAACAAUCCUCGUAUGCUCAAUAAUUUUGCAGCACAUUUGUUAAGGAAUAACGAUCCUGUAAGGGCAAUAGAAUAUUUAAGAAGAGCUUUGAAAGUUGAUCCUAACUUUCUACCAGCAGAACGAAAUUUACAAAAUGCAUUUAGUAUGGCAGUAGACAGAUGGCACUUUACAAUGCUCAAUGACAAGCACAGAAAUAGUGCUUUUGAGCAAGCUAUACGUAAAAGAAUUCAUCAAGGAUAUAAUACAGUGUUGGAUGUAGGAACUGGUACAGGUCUUUUGAGUCUAUACGCAAAGGAUGCAGGAGCUAUAAAAGUCUACGCAUGUGAAUGCUCGGAAGUAAUGACACGAAUCGCAAAAGAAGUAUUCGAGUCUAAUAAUGCAUCGGAUGUAGAGUUAAUACCGAAACUAUCGUUCGAUCUUAAAGUACCUACAGACAUUCCAGAAAGAGUACAAUUAAUAGUGACUGAAACGUUUGAUGCCGGCUUAUUCGGGGAGCUUGUAGUACCGUCUUUGAUUAACGUGCACAUGAAUAUUUUAGAUUUAUAUGGUAUAAUAAUACCUAUGGGCGCGACGGUUUACACAGCAGCCAUCGAAUGUGAAUAUGUUAGACUUAGAUCGUCAGUGAUCUUUGAAAAAGUAAAAGAUAUUUGCCUUUUGAAUUUCAAUAACUUGUCGGUAUUGCCGGAUGAUGAAUAUUAUGAGGCGGAGAAUCUGGAAAAAGUCCAAAUUAAAUAUAUCACAGAGCCGCAAAAACUCUUCCAUGUGAAUUUCAACGAAUUGCAAGAGCUGCGGAAAUUUCACAAGGACGGACUCAAGCAGUUAAUGCGAGCGAAAUGUAAAUACAAUGGUAUCAUAGAUGGUCUUGUCACUUGGUUCAAGCUACAUCUCGACGAGGAAAUCACGUUGGAUUCCUCUGACAGAAAAUCUUGUUGGGAUCUUGCUAUUUUUCCAACGACACACACCGUGUGCCAUGAAGGUGAUGUCGUAACAAUAAAAGCGGAGAUUUUAAAGAGUAAAUUGAAGUGUUCUUGUAGCAUGGGAAAUACGGAACUUAACGCGACGGAUUGUAAAACCUUGUACCAUCUACCAAAAGAGGUCAUUGUCUUCCUGAAUGACUUUGAUUACGUGAAAUUGCUCACCGAGAUCGGCAGAUCUCAUAAGAGUAGAAAUAUAAAAUAUAUUUUAGAUAUUUCGCCUUUUCCGAUUUACGGUUUAACAAUUUUGAAGGAGUGUAAAGACAGCGAACUUUUAUACUACAAAACUGACAAUCCAACGCUUCGUUCUCUGGUUGAGCGAGUGGCUCGAGAUAACAAGCUACAGGAUAAAGUACGUACGAUAUCAAACUACGAUGAGAUUCCAUGCCACGUAGAUUCUAUAUUCGUUCAUAACUUUGAUAUUAAAGGUGAAUUGCGAGAUAGUCAUCAUGAGAUCUUGAGGUGUCUAUUAAAACCAGAGAGUCCAUUAUUGCCGGAAAAAAUUUUUCUUAUAGGACAAUUAGUAUACUCGGAGGAUUUACCGAACAUGGUUUAUGUGCAAGAUGCAAAUCUCAAGAUACCAUCUUAUUCUAAUUUCUAUACUGACACGAGUUCAAAUAAUGAGGAUUGUCCACACACACAAAAUAAUAAAAGAAAUAAAAGUACAAACUACAUAAUUGCAGAACACAUUAACAAAUACAAGAUCAAUCAAAUAUUCGAUUUACAUUCGAGCUUAUAUUCGUGUGAGAUCUUGUCCGAGCCACAAGUAUUGGCAGAAAUAAACGAAACGGAAACUACCGAAGCAGUUGUAACCUUCGGAAAAAUAAGUAGGGCGAAAGAAACUCUACCAAAUGCCUUAAUAUGUUGGUACAAGAUACAGCUUAGUCCGGAUCAUAUACAUGACACAAAAAAGAAUGAUUCUUUCAUGAAUCAUACUGCAGUCGUCUUUGAAGAUGAUUUGCGAGACAUUAUUCUGAGAGAUCAAGAAGUGAAAAUUAAAGUCCAUCAUAUGAAAGGUUUGGUAAAAAUUACGGUACUACAUUUGUAAAAAUCUACAACAAAAAAUAAACUAUUUUACAAUUUUGUAUACAAUUUCUUAUUAAACUUGACAUUUACAAUA
This is a messenger RNA of Harpegnathos saltator (Jerdon's jumping ant), 2988 nucleotides long. Its product is annotated as protein arginine N-methyltransferase 9. The record is from RefSeq and is a predicted model, not a curated record. The coding region runs from base 649 to 2916 and encodes 755 amino acids. Gene Ontology annotation, cellular component: nucleus. Gene Ontology annotation, molecular function: protein binding; protein-arginine N-methyltransferase activity; histone methyltransferase activity. Gene Ontology annotation, biological process: chromatin remodeling; peptidyl-arginine methylation, to asymmetrical-dimethyl arginine. Lineage: Eukaryota; Metazoa; Arthropoda; Insecta; Hymenoptera; Formicidae. The transcript has 8 exons.